Messenger RNA from Drosophila persimilis, 3591 nucleotides. RefSeq lists its product as uncharacterized. Gene Ontology annotation, biological process: regulation of transcription by RNA polymerase II. Lineage: Eukaryota; Metazoa; Arthropoda; Insecta; Diptera; Drosophilidae. Gene Ontology annotation, molecular function: DNA-binding transcription factor activity, RNA polymerase II-specific; RNA polymerase II transcription regulatory region sequence-specific DNA binding. The transcript has 3 exons. The record is from RefSeq and is a predicted model, not a curated record. The coding region runs from base 223 to 3186 and encodes 987 amino acids. Gene Ontology annotation, cellular component: nucleus.
AUAUUUUUGUUCCUGGUGCACAAUUGUAUUGUGGCUGCAGAAAAAAUAAAAACAAGCAGUACGUUUUAAGUAUCGACAAGACAGACACAUUAGCGCAGUGCUGAAUAUCGCCGUUCGUCGUAAUCGCCGAAUAAUAAAAAAGAAGCGGCUUGCAGUUGCGCGUGUUGCGCUCAAAUUUUAAAGACUCCAAUACGGCCACGGCAGACAAUUGUGUCCCACACAAUGAACAAUCAACUGAAUCCGGUCACCUAUCGCAAAUUUAACAAUUUGCUCAACAGCGGAGCCGUCACCGUAACUGGUCCCAGCCAACCGCGUAUUCUAAAGACAACGCGCCUCGUAGGCUCAGGGGGUGGAGGCGUGGCCGUUGCAUCCAGCGGUGGCGGCAAUAGCGCUGUGGGCACAACUGCAGCCCAGCAAGCUGCAAGCGAUGCUGAUGCGGGUGGCCAGUCCAUGCGGUGCUACAUUUGCGACGAACGAUGCGAUGCCCAGACGGCCCUCGCCGAGAUGUGUACCACUCACACGGCCACCAAGUUUCCCAAUAAAUUGGCUCAGCUCGUCGGCGAGGGCUUCUUGGUGAUUGUCUGCGGCGAGGACUUUGUCUGCUCGCGAUGCACAAACCUGGUGAACUACUACGACCGCUUGGAAAACGACGUGGAGCGUGUGAAGACCAAUUUGAUUAGUUUGCUGAAUAAAAAGUAUGCAAUCAACGAUGAUGCUUCCGGUGGGGACUCCAGUCCGCCUCUAAAGAUGCAAAAGCUGGCAGCUGGCGGUGCCACCCGUUCGCUGGAAGAGAGUCCUGGCGGGGAUCAGUUACGACCGCGCAAGAUUGUCCAGGGAACGACAGGUCAGCCAAAACUGGCACCCAUCACGUCGCUGAGCAGCACCCCAGGCACACAGACGCAGGUUCAGCGGAAGGCCACUAAGAUCUACAAGUGCACCUCGUGCGACUACAAGACCUCUGACAUGAGGCUAUUCAACACUCACUUUGAGACCUGCAAACAGCAGACUUUCCAGUGCAAGACAUGCCGCAAGAUCUUCCCCCAUUUUGGGGCCAUGAAGCAGCAUAUGGUGCGUGACCAUAGCACAGCCAUGGACAAUACUUGUGCCAUGUGCCAUAUCAAUUUCGUGAACGAGACCAGCCUGCGCAAGCACAUGGAGACCAAUCAUGCCACCAAUGUCCUGGUCACUAGCACCACAACCAUACCAGCAGCUGCUGCACCUGUGACCGCUGCAGCGGCUGCUGCUGCUGCCGCCGCUGCCUCCGAGAGCCAGGGCGUGACCGGCGCUGCUCUGUACACAUGCAAUCAUUGCCAGUUCAAGUCCACAGAUAAGGGAGUCUUCGACGAGCAUAUGCGCAAGCAUGUCAAACCGAAGCCGUUCAAGUGCCGACUGUGCUCGCAGCGAUUCGAGACGCGUGAGGCUGCCACUACCCAUGCCAAGCAGCAUCAGACAAAUUAUUUUAAAUGCGGUACUUGCUCGAUGACCUUCCCCAAGCGUGAGCUGCUCGUGAAGCACUUUGAUGUCCAUCAGAAUCAGGGCGGUGGCGGGUCCUCAAAGGUGGCCGCUGUCAGCAGCCCCAACCUGAACACUCAAAAGCUGCUCCAGGAAACCAUCGAUGAGGCAUUGAGCGACAGCGUGCCAGCCUCGGGAUCUGCUGCCGGCGGCGAGGGGGAAAACAACAUUCGAUUCUUCUCCUGCAGCAUCUGCUCGCUAACCUUCAUCCAGGAGACAUACUACAAUCAUCAUAUGGAGACCCACAGACGGGACAAGAAGGGACCCGGAGCUGGAGGAGCCGCGGCCCUCAAUUCGGCUGCCACCGCUUUGCUUAGCGACGAGCCAGGCGAUAGCGGCGGCAAGGCCGAUGAUGGAAGCGAGCAGAACGCCGAGGCCGAUAUUGAGAGCCUAUUUGAGAAGCUUCACUCGGACAAGAACGAGAGCGGUGAGGCCCCGAAGACCAGCAAGACCGGGGAAAUGGUCAUCACCUCCCAGGAGGGAAGCGGUGGCAUCACCUUCAACAUAACCAUCCCUCAGCCGGAUGGUGACCAUUCGCAGGACUCUGCGAAUGCCAGUGCCCCUAGUAUGCCCAUUGAUAUGCCUAAUCUAGACCAGGCCGAAGACGAAUCCCAAUCCCAGAGCAGCGUUGACGCCAAGGCCAACAGUGGCGCCAACGCCUCCAAGGCUGACGGCAAGUCCCAUGCCGCUGCUCCCGUUUCCAUGCCCAGCCUCGAUGAUGACAACGAGGCAGCCGCCGCAGAAGAAAACCCCGAAGAGGGAAAGUCUGGUGGUAAAGCCAGCGAAAAGACAAAAACAGAGGAGAGCGCAAAGGAGAAGGGGGCUGCUGGCUCAGAUGAAGCCCAUCCCUCUGAGGAAGGAGAGGCCGCAGAGAAACGGGAAGCCACAGACACGCCCACCACCGAGUCGGAGACUGCUGCGGUCACCACGGAAGCCAGUGAAUCGGCGGAUGGCGAGCAUGCUGCCUCUGCAGAGGGCGAGGGAGAGGCCGGCGAAGGCUCUGGAGGGGAGCAGCAGGUGGCCAUGGAGCUGGACGAGGCCAUGCAGGCGCAGGUGGAUGGAAGCCAGAUUAAGUUCAUUGUCAACGAGAACGGCCAUUUGUUGCAGCUGGACAACCACAUUUUGACCGAUGCCGACGGAAACCAGAUAAUUGUCCAGGAUCCCGAGCAGAUCCAGCAGUUGCUGCAGAGCGUUGGAGUAUUGCAGUCCGGCGAGGGCCUAGAGGGCGAAACCCUGCAAAUGAUGAACGACGGCAGUGGUCAGAUGGUUCUGGUCCAUGGCGAUAAUAAUGAACAGCAGCUGAUAGACGCCUCUCUACUGAAUUCCGAGGGUCAAUUGAUCAUCCAGCAGGGACAGGAUGGAGAGGAAGGCGCUCAUGUCAUCAGCGAGGAUGGUACUCGCAUACCCGUUUCCGUGUCCUACACCGAAGAUGGCCAGCCCAUUGUCCACGUGCAGCAGCAAGUGUUGGAGGCUGCACAGCAGGGCGCCGGCGGUGACAGUCCCGACCACAAGGAAGCAGCCGAUACAUCGGCCGGCGAGGAAGUGCAAGUAUCCGAAGCCACUAGCGUUGCAUCCACCACUGUGGUGGCCACAAGUACGGCGAGCGGCACUGGCGGAGCCUCCGGCGGCAGCUUCUUUGGCCUGGAGGAAUUCUCGGAGGCAAAAACAGUCUAGGGUUGGCUCUAGAGGCGGGGCCGUGAAAACUUCAGAAUUCUGGCAUGCGAUGAGGACUGGACUUAACAGAUUCACACGCUGUAAGGGCACAUAGAAUGUUUAUUGAACGGCUCGAGGUCUCUGGAGGACUUUCGCACACAGAAUAGCGAGACAUACACAUCCAACAUGUCUAACCAAAACCCUAUUUUACAGAUGACAGAAACACACAUACGAACCACACCUAUAAAACAUAUUUACAUUUAGCAUAUGUAUUUACACUCCAGUAAACUAUACAACUUCUUAUUCUCCCUCCUGUCUGAUUGGACCCUGCCCUUGCGUGCGUCCGGGGCGAGCAGGAAAAACCAGGAAUACUAAUCUAAAUAAUUAAAUCAAUCAAUCAAAUUGUUCGUUCAGCCCGUUUCCGUU